UGCACUGAAGCAGCCUCCGUUCAAUCCCGUUUUAAUUUCUCUCAGGUGCCUCAGAGCAGCUCAAUUUGUGCUCCUUCACAGCAGCUUUGUCUGAUAUAUAAUGUCAGAUUUCGAGGAGUUUGAGAAACAGCUAAGCGAGAAUCGACAAGAGAGAGAAAGAGAGAGGCACAAAAAGCGGAGUCGCAGCGGAUCUCCAGGCCGCGGCGACAAGCAUCGCAGCUGGAGCAAAGACAGAGGAAGCCGCAGCCGAGAGAAGAGGAGCCGCAGCCGGGAUCGGAAAAGCCGAGACCGCCGCAGCUCCUCCCGGGAGCACAAGAAACACAGCCAUUCACCGAGGCGGACAAAAAAGAAAAAGACUUGCAAAUACUGGGAUGUGCCUCCUCCAGGCUUUGAACACAUCACACCAAUGCAGUACAAAGCUAUGCAAGCGGCGGGUCAGAUUCCAACAAUAGCUCUGCUGGCAACAGCCACCACCACCGGAGUGGUGGCAGCACCGACACAAGUGCCCAUAGUUGGCAGUCAGAUGACAAGGCAAGCCAGACGCCUGUAUGUUGGAAACAUCCCCUUUGGCGUCACAGAGGAAUCGAUGGCAGAGUUCUUCAACGCUCAGAUGCGCCUGGCAGGCCUUUCACAAGCACCGAGCAACCCUGUUCUGGCUGUUCAGAUCAAUCAGGAUAAAAACUUUGCUUUCCUAGAGUUUCGUUCUGUAGAUGAGACGACGCAGGCCAUGGCCUUCGACGGGAUCAUUUUCCAGGGUCAGUCGCUGAAGAUCAGGCGGCCUCAUGAUUAUCGUCCCUUACCUGGACUCUCAGAACAACCGGCCUUCCAUGUUCCAGGUGUCGUCUCCACGGUCGUUCCUGACUCACCUCAUAAACUAUUCAUCGGAGGCCUGCCUAAUUACCUCAAUGACGACCAGGUGAAGGAGCUCCUGACGUCAUUCGGGCCUCUCAAAGCCUUCAACCUGGUGAAGGACAGCGCCACGUCGCUGUCAAAAGGUUACGCCUUCUGUGAAUACGUGGACAUCAGCGCCACCGAUCAGGCUGUUGCUGGGCUCAACGGGAUGCAGCUGGGCGACAAAAAGCUCAUCGUCCAGAGGGCAAGCGUGGGAGCUAAAAACGCCAAUCCUACGUCCAUUAUAGAGACCCCAGUGACGCUGCAGGUUCCUGGACUCCAGAGGCUGCAGAAUUCCGGCAUGCCCACAGAGGUGCUGUGUCUCCUCAACAUGGUGAUGCCAGAGGAGCUGGUGGACGACGAGGACUACGAGGAGAUCCUGGAGGACAUCCGGGAGGAGUGCUGCAAGUACGGGAACGUCCGUUCCAUCGAGAUUCCCCGACCCGUCGACGGCGUGGAAGUGCCCGGCUGUGGAAAGAUCUUUGUUGAAUACGUCUCUCCUGCAGAAUGUCAGAAAGCCAUGCAGGCUCUCACCGGCCGCAAGUUUGCCAACAGGGUGGUGGUGACCAAGUACUACGAUCCAGACAUGUAUCACAGACAUGAGUUUUGAUUGAGCAGACCGGUCCUUACCCAGUCUUUUUCAAUCCUCCUCUAAAUGUUGUGAAUGUGUCGAUUUGAGACCAAACCGGAAAACUUUCACUACGUAAUCUUUAUCACCACCGAUUAAUCCA
Molecule: messenger RNA, 1622 nt
Organism: Cyprinodon variegatus (sheepshead minnow)
Lineage: Eukaryota; Metazoa; Chordata; Actinopteri; Cyprinodontiformes; Cyprinodontidae
Product: splicing factor U2AF 65 kDa subunit-like
Exons: 11
Coding region: 101-1501 (466 amino acids)
Biological process (GO): mRNA processing
Cellular component (GO): nucleus; U2-type prespliceosome; U2AF complex
Molecular function (GO): poly-pyrimidine tract binding; pre-mRNA 3'-splice site binding
Source: RefSeq, a predicted model, not a curated record